Molecule: messenger RNA, 1542 nt
Organism: Ctenocephalides felis (cat flea)
Lineage: Eukaryota; Metazoa; Arthropoda; Insecta; Siphonaptera; Pulicidae
Product: zinc finger protein OZF-like
Exons: 2
Coding region: 1-1542 (513 amino acids)
Biological process (GO): regulation of transcription by RNA polymerase II
Molecular function (GO): DNA-binding transcription factor activity; RNA polymerase II cis-regulatory region sequence-specific DNA binding
Source: RefSeq, a predicted model, not a curated record
AUGUCAGAAGAAACAUUUAUGUCAAUGAAUGAUCAGGUAAUUAAAAUUGAACCACCAGAGUAUUCUCCGGAAGACAUUAAACGCGAAAAUGAGUAUGAAUUUGAUGAUUUUGAUGCUAUCGUUAAAUCUGAAUCGUGUUUUGAGGAUGAUGAUACGUGUUUAGAUAGAUUCAUGAAUUCCGAGGUGACAAUUGAAGAUGAAGUCAAGCAGGAGUCUUAUGAUUGUGACAUUUGUAAUCAAUCAUUUGCAGAAUCGCAUCAUCUAACAAAACAUAUGGUCGAUCAUAUGCCUAACCAUAGCGAAGAACGUCCUUACAAAUGUGGUAUCUGCCCAAAGACUUUCAGUCAAUCAAGAGGGUUGAACACACACAUGGUCAUUCACAGUGGUGAGCGUCCACAUAAAUGCAAUGAAUGCAAUAAGGCUUUCAUAACUGUAACUCAUCUGAAAAGACACAUGCUCAUUCACAGUGGUAAGCGCUCUCAUGAGUGCAAUAUAUGCAAGAAGAGAUUCACACAAUUAAGGUAUCUGAAUAAUCACAUGCUCAUUCACAGUGGUGAGCGUCCACAUAAAUGCAAUGAAUGCAAUAAGACAUUCACACUAUCAAGGCAUCUGAAAUAUCACAUGGUCAUUCACAGUGGUAAGCGCCCCCAUGAAUGCAGUAUAUGCAAGAAGACAUUCAUAUAUUUGUGGACUCUGAAAAAACACAUGCGCAUUCACAGUGAUGAGCGCUCUCAUGAGUGCAAUAUAUGCAAGAAGGCAUUCUUGCAAUUAAGUAAUCUAAAAAGACACAUGCUCAUUCACAGUGGUGAGCGCUCACAUGAGUGCAGUAUAUGCAAGAAGACAUUCAUAGAAUUGUGGACUCUGAAAGCACACAUGGUCAUUCACAGUGAUGAGCGUCCACAUAAAUGCAAUGAAUGUAAUAAGGCAUUCAAAACUAAAACUCAUUUGAAUGAUCACAUGCUCAUUCACAGUGGUAAGCGUCCCCAUGAGUGCAAUAUAUGCAAGAAGACAUUUAUACAAUUAAGUAAUUUGAAAAGACACAUGCUCAUUCACAGUGGUGAGCGCUCCCAUGAAUGCAUCAUAUGUAAUAAAGCAUUCAAAGAUAUACACGGUUUGAAGGUUCACAUGCUCAUUCACAUUGGUGAGCGUUCCCAUGAGUGUAAGGAAUGCAAUAAGACAUUUAUACGAUUAAGCCAUCUGAAAAAUCACAUGUUCACUCAUACUGGUAAGCGCCCCCAUGAGUGCAGUAUAUGCAAGAAGUCGUUUACACAACCAUCUCAUCUGAAAAGUCACAUGCUCGUUCACAGUGGUGAGCGUCCCUAUAAAUGCAGUAUAUGCAAUAAGGAAUUUACUGUAUCAAGAGUUUUGAACAAACACAUGGCCAUUCAUAGUAGGAAGCAUGAUGAAAAUCAAAUUAACCAAUCCCAGAAACAAGUGGAUAGUUUGGCUAAAAAAGAAGAUGAAGUCAUCUAUUUGGGAAUGACUAAAUCUGAAGAAAACUUAAGAAAAGAUAAUGAAAUGCAUUAUGUUUUUGCAGGAUAA